Morone saxatilis (striped sea-bass) is the source of this 947-nucleotide messenger RNA. RefSeq names its product beta-enolase. The record is from RefSeq and is a predicted model, not a curated record. Gene Ontology annotation, molecular function: phosphopyruvate hydratase activity; magnesium ion binding. Gene Ontology annotation, biological process: glycolytic process. Gene Ontology annotation, cellular component: phosphopyruvate hydratase complex. NCBI's taxonomy places the organism in Eukaryota, Metazoa, Chordata, Actinopteri, Moronidae.
UCAGGAUGUCUAUCACUAAGAUUCACGCUCGGGAGAUUCUGGACUCCAGAGGAAACCCCACAGUGGAGGUGGACCUGUGGACAGCCAAGGGUCUGUUCAGGGCAGCCGUUCCCAGCGGUGCAUCAACUGGAGUCCAUGAAGCUCUGGAGCUUCGCGAUGGAGACAAGAGCCGCUACCUGGGCAAAGGUACAAUAAAGGCAGUGGAUCACGUGAACAAGGACAUCGCCCCCAAGCUGAUUGCAAAGAACUUCAGUGUUGUCGAGCAGGAGAAGAUCGACAAGUUCAUGCUGGAGCUGGACGGCACUGAGAACAAAUCUCAGUUUGGUGCUAACGCCAUCCUGGGCGUGUCGCUGGCCGUCUGUAAGGCUGGAGCAGCAGAGAAGGGAGUUCCCCUCUACCGCCACAUUGCCGACCUCGCCGGACACAAAGAUGUCAUACUUCCUGUUCCUGCCUUUAACGUCAUUAACGGAGGCAGCCAUGCUGGAAACAAACUGGCCAUGCAGGAGUUCAUGAUUCUUCCAGUUGGAGCCGCCAACUUCCACGAGGCCAUGAGGAUCGGAGCUGAGGUGUACCACAACCUGAAGAAUGUGAUCAAGGCAAAGUACGGCAAAGACGCCACCAACGUAGGAGACGAGGGAGGCUUCGCCCCCAACAUCCUGGAGAACAAUGAAGCUCUGGAGCUGCUGAAGUCGGCCAUCGAGAAGGCCGGUUACCCCGACAAAAUCAUCAUCGGAAUGGACGUGGCGGCCUCUGAGUUCUUCCGCAGUGGCAAGUACGACCUGGACUUCAAGUCCCCUGACGACCCGUCCAGACACAUCAGCGGAGAGAAGCUGGGAGACCUGUACCGCAGCUUUAUCAAGAACUACCCUGUCCAGUCCAUUGAGGAUCCAUUUGACCAGGAUGACUGGGAGAACUGGGCCAAGUUCACCGCCUCCACAGACAUCCAG